CAUUACGCAUGCGCCCUACCAGCAGUUUUGUGUUCAUCUGAAUCAGUUCGUACUUGUCUAUGAAAUUAAUUCAUAUGACUCACUUAAAAGAGAUUUAAAAAAAAAAAAGAUUUGGUCACCUCACCAGAGAUGUGAAAUAAACGAGGUCUAAGGCAGUGCGUUGUCUCGCAUUGUCGGUUAUUAUUGUGAAUUAAAGCACUAGUGUUGCUGUAUAUUGGACUGUGCAAUUCUUGCUAUAAUCAAGUCCAGUUGCCUCAGCCACGCUUAUACAAAUAGUGGUGCAAGGCAAUUGCAACAGAGAGAGGAAUUUUACUCGGCAUUAGUGGAUUAAUCGAUUAAUUGCUUUUGUUUGAUUUGCACAUGUAAACCGUUUAAUAUAUUCCAAUAUAUAUUCAGACAGAAACUCGGACUACAUUUCCCAAAAAACCAUGCGAAGUCCCGCCUUUAUGGGGUCAAUUCUGUUUUGUAACCCCACGUGGUGUAUUAUACGACCGCCUUUUGUGUGCCUGAAGCAUCAACUGCGUUCCUCAAGUGACGCUUUACUGCUGUAAGAUCGGUCUGAUUGUAGAGGGAACAAUGUAACGAUACACAUGCAUGCAAGAUGGACCUUGUAUUUGCCGAACGAAACAAAUGUGCACGCCUGUUCAAGGACAAAUAGAGAGGCCCGCCAAGCUGUACGUGCCUAUUUUCGGGGUUCAAGCAAGACAGAGCAGCUACCAGCAGAGGUGACUGCAAUAUGCACUAAAAGAAAAAGAGACGGAUCGAUUGAGUGGGAGAGGAGGGUGUUUUUAGAGCCAGCUCGGAGGAACACCAGUAACCUAUGGAUUGUGGGACUGAAAAUCUUAAGCAAAAAGACAUUGAAAAAGAAUAUGUGGACAAGGCUUCUGAUAAGGUGCAAAUGGAAACAUCAACGGUGAAAGCGGAUGCCAGAGAUGAAGAGCACAAAUAUGUCAAUGCCCAGAAAACAGCUGGACAGCUUGAGGUGAUCCAGUCGAAGGCUGACCCUCCAUCUUUACUACCUUCACAGAGAGAAACUACUGUACCUACAGCAAAACCUCAGUCCUCUCAACUCUCUCUGCAGUGUUAUGAAUGCCAUAUCACUUUUAGCGACUUCAAAAGCAAGGAGCGCCACAUGAAAAAACGACAUCCGGCUGAAUAUGAGGAAUAUAUGCUGGGUGACUCCCUUUUCAUUUGUUAUGUUUGUGACCGUGCUUUUGGCUCCUCCCGUGAACUCAUGGCUCACCAGCGUGGUCACACUGAGAAACACCCCUUUAAGUGCCCUGUGUGUGGGGACAGUUUUGGUCGUUCUUCAGAACUGACUGUACACAAGAGGUCGCAUUUUGGCCAGCUUGGCUAUGCUUGUACUGACUGUGGCAAACUUUGCAAAACACUAACUCUGUUGAAAUAUCAUCGACGUGUACACACUGGGGAGAGACCAUAUCAGUGUGGGAAAUGUGGGAAACGCUUCAGCCAGUCCUCUGGGUUGCAUCGUCAUGAGGUCACCCAUACUGAAGAAGAAAGCCAGGGUCAGUGUUGCGCCAAGGAUAUGGAAGAUGCCAAUGCUAAUGGAAGCCAAAGUGAAUCACUUCAGUGUUCUAAGUGUUUGAUCACUUUUAAUGAUGUGAAAACCAGCGAGCGCCAUAUGAGACAUAAACAUUUCAAAGAAUACAAGGAGCACAUCCAGCUAGACACUGUGCACACUUGUUACGCGUGCGAAAACUCUUUGCCCUCCUCGCCACAGCUCACUGAUCAUCAGUACACACCUGAGGAAGGUAAACUGUCUGUCACUGGACAGGAGAAACAUUCUUAUACUACACAUAGUCCAAGUAAUAGUGAGGCAGUGGUGCAAGAAGGAAUUGAAAAAACAGUUGGUGCAGAGGGUAAAGAAGAGUAUGGCACUGACCGAAUACAAGGGCUGACACUCCAAGGAGAUCAUGGUAAAAGUGAAAACACCCAUUUCUGCCAGCAGUGCCAAAUGAUAUUUAAAGACCUCAAGUCCAAGCAGAGACAUGUACGCCACAAGCAUACAUUACCAGACAAACAAGCAUCUUCUGGACAAACUGGCAGGCCUUCCAAGCGUAAGAAUCCUUCUUCUGGCACCCCAGGCAGACCAACACGGCGACUUUUUAGCUGCAAAAUAUGUGACGAUCAAUUUUCUAACCAAGCCAUGAUGCAUGAGCAUCAGAACAGAUUCCACAACACAGUGACAGCAAAGGUAACAACAAGUGAGGAGUUGGAAACCGACCUAGUACAGUUAAGACAGAAAGAGGAUGACCUAUUGCUUGAUCAGGAGCCAUCUUUGUUGGUUAAUGAAAAACGUGUUCCUGAACUGCAGCUACUCAGCCUGUCUCCCAGUUCUCAAGAAUAUCCCUUGAAACAUUCCUUAGAAGGAACAGAUGAAUGGGAACCAAGUGUCCAUGCGUUGGAGGAGCAUCCCAGGACUUCUCAAAGUCCUGUAACCAAGCAGGUAGCUGAGGACUUUCAAGAACUAGAUACUCCAGCUAACAAAAUAGCAGAGGAGGCACACACACAGUCAAGAGAGGGAGAGGAGGUAGCAGAAAUUGAUACGGAAAGGAUGUGGGUCAGUAGCUCUAAAGCUGAUGUUGCUGAUGGAGAUGUCAGUAAUGAUCAGCACCUAGAGAUGGACUUGUAUUUUACGUCAUCAAUUCCUCAGCAGUGUACUCAUGAAGAUAGUGAAGAAGCAUUACAAGCACAUACAAAGUCUCCUGUAAGAGGCUUGCAGUCACUUUUAGCAGAAAAUGAAAAGCAACUAUCAGCAAAGCAAAAACAGAUUUGUACUGCCCUCCAAAAAUCUGAUAAUGAUGAACAAGAGCACCAGCCAUCGUCCAUGAUAAAACAGGAGGAUUGUGUGGAAUUAGGAAAUUUUCUAAGUAGACCAGAUCUUCAGGAGCAGCAAAAAUCUUUCUCUGAAAAUGUAGCACCUAUGCAACAAGAGUCCCUCCCCCAGAGUCACUUUCAUAGCCCCGAAGAGAUCCAUAAACUGCCUGACAAGGAGAGACAGCUGGGUCCUGUCAAGGAAGAGCUAGAGCCACUCUUUAGUCCAGAGAUUCCAGUGGAAGCAGAUUCUACCACUGCAGGCCAGGACAGUAACUCAGGAAAUAAUGUGACAAAUAUACUGGAAGCUCUAGACAUGCGCAUAGUAAAGCAAGAACGGUCACUUCAGCAGAGCCCUGAUGUUGAUUUUGAAAGAGAACGACCAUGGGCAGAUUCCCAUAACCAGCACAACAGCAAUACAGAGUCUGGCCAUAGUGCUGCUCAAGAUGCAGAGCUCAUUUGGAUAAAACAGGAAAACUGCUCUGUGCUAGAUACCCACAGGGAUGCUGAAGUUCAGUCUGACCGUAGAUUUCAUAGGGAAGAAGAUGGUAGGAUAGUAGGAGGAAUGAGCUCCCAGGUUAAGGAUGAGCAAAUGUCAACAGAGCCACUAUCCAUGAUGAGUAAGCAGGGUGCCUUGAAUACAUUUUGUUCUCUCAACACUGACCUGCAGGCAACUAAAGGAAAUGUUCGUCGAGGAGAUGUGGACAGAAAUUUGGAAGUUGUUCAGGGAAUUCUGAUCGAGAGGGUAAAGCAAGAGGAACCUGAUGUGGAUCUACAAGAUGGGAGAACUAAUAUGUCACCUGCGGGUGAAGUACUACAUAGAGGGGGACAUCUAACAAUGGAAGAAGAAACUGAUGCAUCCAGAUGGGAGAUCGAACAAGAGUCUGCAAAUCCAACAGACCUAGUCCUUCAAGAAGAUAACCGGGUGAACCCGGAAUACAAUGCUGUUGCUGUUGACAUGUCUUACCUUUGUGGACAAUGCCACAUUGUCUUCAGAGACUUGAGAACCAAAGAGAGACACAUGCAUCACCGAUGUCACUUACAACCUCCUAGGGGUGAUGCAGACUCUGGAGCAGACUCUGAUCCUGGUGUGGCAUCUGGUUCAGACCAUGAUGGAGCUACUCUGAUGUGUCAGCAGUGUGGUGAUUCUUUCCCUGUUGCAGCAGGAUUUCCACAGGGCCAGCAGCUUUCUCCUGGCCAUACGUGGCCACAGCGUGGUUUUCAGCUUAGUGUGGGUGCAUGCUCCCAUGAUCAACCAGGAAACUGCCAGUCUCCAAUGGAAGUUGAUCAGGCAAUGGAACUUACAGGAGAAAGCUCGGCUCUUGGAGAGGAAGGCAGGAUCUUAGAAAAGGUGAAUGCCAGAGAUGAGCUGAUUGAAAAUGAAGAUGAUGAUGCUGCACAGCAGGAGCCCGAGUUCGAUGUACACAUGUGGGUUUAUAAGAAGAGACUCAGAUUAAACCAUUCUGAGAAGUUCCUGGACUUAAUUGCUCAAAGUUCUCACAGUGAAGUAUCUGAUUUACCAAGCUCUGAUUUUGAGGAUGAAGAAGCUAUUUUUGCAGCAUACCAUACAAAUGACCUCCUCUGUGAACCAGGAGAGGAGGAGGAGGAAGAGGAGGAGGAAGAGGACACUGGAAGUAAAGAUCCUCUUGGACAUACAUAUGUUAAGAGGCAAUUGCAGGAGGGCAGAAUACAGCUCUGGAAACGAGAGAACUUUCAGCCUUUAGAGAGUCUUCUUUUUGGGGAAGAUCCAGACAGUUACUGCAUUCAAGAAGCACCACUUGAGCCAUUUCAGUACUUCAGCAAGUACCUUGAUCGCUCCAUGUGGGAACUGAUAGCUCAGGGGACAAACCAGAAUAUUUUAUCUUCCAAUGAAAGCACCACGCCAGAAGAAGUAGCUGUCCUGAUUGGAAUGUUCAUUGCCAUGGGCACACUAAAGUUUCCUUCAGUGAAGCUCUACUGGAACGAGUCAACAAGAGUCCCUAUCAUUGCCAAUGCCAUGAGUUUUCAGCGCUUUGUUGAACUAGAAAAUGCACUACAAGUUACUGGAAAGCAAGCUGAAGGUACACAAGCUAACAGACUAUCGUCAGUUCAGCCCGUAUUAGAGAGACUUCGGCAGACUUGUCGCCAUUUACCACGUGAAAAGCAUAGCACCAUAUAUCUGAGAACUAUCCCAAUUUCUGGAUUUGUUCGCUGCAGGAAGCAAGCAAUGGAAAAAACACAUGGAUUGGACAGUGUUCUGCUCAUUGGUGCCAGUGGGAUGGUAUUGGACUUUGAGGUAUGUCCAACUCAAACAUCAGGAGAACUCAGUCUUGCGGAUUCAGUGGUGAUGAGGCUAGUGGAAACGAUACCAAGGACUGAGAGCUUCUUGAUUUUUUUAGAUGAUAAUUUUACAUCAAUAGAGUUAAUGGAUCGCUUGUGUCUAGAAGGAAUCCACACUGCAGGAAGGGUGGAAAUGGACAGUACGACAGAAAUAAGUCAAGACUCAAGGGAAGAAGUGGUACGCCAUGAUGGGAAAAUAGCCAUGGUGAAGUGGCAAAAAGCAUGUUUUUUAUCUACCUAUGUGGCAGGAGAACCAAUGUGUAAGGUGCACCAGUGGGACAAAUCCCGCAGACAGUGUGUGAUCCUACCACAGCCUUGUGUUGCACAUGAAUGGGAGACGUUCACUAAAAGUGUAGGGCUAAAUGAUUCAUUGAUUAAUUUAUACAGAAUUCCAGCAAGGAGGAGGAAGUGGACUUCUCAGCUGCUGCUUCAUUUUAUUGAUUUGGUUGUGGUAAAUGCUUGGCUUGAGUACUGUCGUGACUGUAAAGCAAGUAAGAUAAAGCCAGACUUAAGCCUUUUGGCGUUCAGAAUGUGCAUAUCAGAAUGUUUGAUCACCUGCAGAAAUAAGAAGAAAGAACCAGCGAACCCCACUGAUGAAACUUUAUGUGAUCAAGAAGGUGGAAGCAACAUGCAACCUCUACCUGAGCUGGCUCUGCGAUAUGAUGGCAGAGACCACUGGCCAGAGCAGCUUGACCAAUCUGAAGCAUCAUUCUGUCGGUAUGAACCAUGUCAAAGAAUGUCCAAUGUGAGGUGUAUGAAAUGUGGGGUUUUCCUUUGUAUUUCCAUGCUUUCAAACUGCUUUUUAAAAUUUCAUAACAAAUAGUUUUCAAAAAGGGAAAGCAGGUCAACCCACAUAAAAGUUACAUAAAAAUAAAACUCGGCAGUGUACAGUGACUAGUGACACAACACACUGCAAUAUGUGCCUCUACAUGUUGCGGAUUUUAGUUUCAAGAGGCUUUAGUCUGUACUUUAUUUAUAUAUAUGUUUUGUUUGUUUCUGUUACAGAAUGAGUUUAUUUUUCCCCAAUUAGGCUGAUUUAAUACCGAUAAAAAAUAAAUUAAUGGAUGCAAUGUGAAUUGGCCGUUUUAGAGCAUUGAUGUUCCUUUUGUUAAACAUGGAUUUCCAAGAAGUAUAGGCUUGGUAUACUGCUCAAAAAAUUAUAAGGGAACACUUAAAUCACACAUCAGAUCUUGAAGAACAAAAUAUUCAAAUGGAAAAUCUUUACUCAGUAAUAUUGUGUAAUUCGAUGAGAACAAAAUUAUAUAAAUGAUCAAUGGAAACCAAACUCACCAACCCAUUGAGGGCUGAUUCAACAUCACACAGAAAAUCGGAGUCAAAAAUUGAAAUCACAGGCUGAUCCAACUUGUGUGAAUUUCAUCACAGCAACUCAUAAUGUGACUCAGUAGUGUGUACGGCCCCCACAUGCCUGUAUGCACUACCGACAACAUCUGGGCAUGCUCUUGAUGAGACGGUGGGUGGUGUCCUCACAGACCUGCAUCAGUGAGUUCCUGGACAGUCUGUGGCGCUAUUUGGAAUCAUUGGAUGCACCGAUACAUAACAUCCCAGUGCUACUCAAUUGGAUUAAGGUCUGGGGAAUGUGCAGGCCAGUCAAUAGCAUCGAUGCCUUCAUUAUCCAGGAAUUGCCAGCAUACAGUGGCCAUGUGAGGCCGGGAAUUGUUCUGCACCGGGAGGAACCCAGGGCUCACUGCAUCAGUGUAAGGUCUGACAAUGGCUCCGAGGAUUUAAUUCCUGUACCUAACAGCAGUCAGGGUACCAUUGCCUAACACAUGGAGAUAUGUGCAACCCUCCAAGGCUAUGCCCCCCAGACCAUCACUGACCCCACCGCCAAACCAGUCAUGCUGGAUGUUGCAGGCUGCAUAACGUUCACCACAGCAUCUCCAGACUCUUUCUUGUCUGUCACAUGUGCUCAUUGUGAACCUGUUCUCAUCUGUGAAGAAAAUGGGGUGCCAGUGGUGAAGCUGCCAAUUGUGGUAUUCUCUGGCAAAUGCCAAUCGAGCUGCACAGUGAUGGGCUGUGAGCACAGGUCCCACAAGAGGAUGUUGGGCGCUCAUGCCACCCUCAUCACAUUUGUUUCUGACAAUUUGGUCAGAAACAUGCACACCAGUAGUCAGAAGGAGGUCAUUUUGUAGGGCUCUGGCAAUGUUCCUCCUUCCAGAAACGAGCGGAUACCAGUCCUACUGCUGGAUUGAUGCCUUUCUACGGCCCUGUCCAGCUCUCCUCAUGCAAUGGCCCAUCUCCUGGUAUCUCCUCCAUGCUCUUGAAACUGUGCUGGGAGACACAGCAAACCUUCUUGCAGCGCCAUGUGUGGAUGUGCCUUCCUGGGAGAGCAUAAUUACCUGAAACGGCUGCAGGUACUACCUUGUGCUACCAGUAGUGACAAGGGCACUAGCAAAACGCAAAACUAAAAAAGUAUUAGUCAGGAAAGAUAAGGAGAGAGCAAUUGUCUGUGGCCACCAGCUGCAAAACCAUUCCCCUUUUGGGGGUGGCCUUGCUGUUGCCUCUCCAUUGUACCUGUCAUCACUUUCAUUUCCACUGAAGCAGGUGAAGUUGAUUUACAAUCGCUUAUACUUCCUAACUGGACAGAUUUAUAUCCCAGGAGCUUCACUGACUUCAUGUUAGACUGUGAUGAUUAAGUGUUCCCUUCAUUAUUUUUUUUUUUUUUCGAGCACUGUAGUUAAAGCGACAGGCGUUAGUCCAACAAACUUCUCAUCUAUCAAAUUGCAACUUUGAAUCCCACUGAGUUCUGUCUUGCAGAGAUGUUUAAAAACAAACAAA
This is a messenger RNA of Erpetoichthys calabaricus (reedfish), 7950 nucleotides long. RefSeq lists its product as uncharacterized. Bases 821 to 5977 code for a protein of 1718 amino acids. The transcript is spliced from 10 exons. Gene Ontology annotation, cellular component: nucleus. Lineage: Eukaryota; Metazoa; Chordata; Cladistia; Polypteriformes; Polypteridae. The record is from RefSeq and is a predicted model, not a curated record.